CCAGUCUUGCCUCAUCCAAUAUGGCGGCGACGUUGACGUAUCGCAGCAGCUCCAUGGAAGGAGGAGACGACAUGUCUAUGCGGAAAUCCAGAUUGUAACACCUGGCGGAAGAGCGAAAGUUUGGAGCGAACGGAACACGUGAGCAGUGAUUCCUUUGAGGAGGACGGUUCUGUUGUUUCCUUUCUUUUUCCUCUUCAACAAUGUCUAAGGUGAAUCAUCUGAGAGAGUUUAUCGGUCAGCGACUAACAGCAGCUGCUGCAGAAAUAUUGUCAGUGUUUGAAAAAACCAUCUUGGAGUAUGAAGAAGAGCUCGACCGUCAGCGCAGACUGUUGGACCUCGCCUGGAAACCUGAAAUCAGACUCCACAGAGUCGAACUCCCACAAGAAAAUGUUUGUAAGGUGGAGGAGGACGGGGUUUUCAGUGACCAGCACCUGGAUAACCUGGAGAGGAGCUGCAGCCCGGACCAGGAGGAACCAGGGCAUCCACAGACUACAGAACUGGAGGAAGACUCCAGCGGUCAGGAGAUGAAGCACGAGGACGUAGAGGUGGAUGUCUCAUUGAUCAAUGUCGCUGAUGUGAAAGUUGAAAAUGGUGAACCAGGACCAAACUGUGUCCAGCUGCUGUUGCACACUUCUCCUGAAGCUCAAAACAAAGAUGAAGAAGGGACUGAAAGUUUAUGCUCAGACUCCAGUAAAACUGCAGAUCCGGAGCCAAUGAGACGACACAGUGACCACGAAGAAUCUGCUGUCCGGUCAGACAGCAACUGUAAAUCAAAGAUGACCAGGACCCACAUGGGGAAGAAGGUGUUUUCUUGCAGCACUUGCAGGAAAGAGUUCAGUAAAAGUUGUAAUUUCAUGGAUCACGUGAAGAUCCACACUGGCGAAAGGCCGUACCUGUGCAACACCUGCGGAAAAACCUUUACUUAUUUAUCAUAUCUUAAACGGCACAUAACCAUGCACACGGGCGAGAAGCCCUACAUCUGCAAAACAUGUGGAAAAAGUUACAGGCUACAUUCCCACCUGGUGAUUCACUCGAGGACCCACACGGACGAGAAGCCCUACAUCUGCAAAACAUGUGGAAAAAGUUACAGAGAACGUUCCCACCUGGUGAUUCACUCGAGGACCCACACCGGCGAAAGGCCGUACCUGUGCAACACCUGCGGAAAAACCUUUACUAAAUCAUACCAUCUUAAAAGCCACAUAUACACGCACACGGGCGAGAAGCCCUAUAUCUGCAAAACAUGUGGAAAAAGUUACGGGCAAAGUUCCAACCUGGUCAUUCACUCGAGGAUCCACACCGGUGAAAGGCCGUACCUGUGCAACACCUGCAACAAAACCUUUACUAAAUCAUCAGCUCUUAAACGCCACAUAACCACACACACGGGGCGAGAAGUGAUAUUAGUGCAAGACGUGCGACAAAGGUUUUAGCCGCAGAAUUGAUUUGCUGAGUCACAUGAGAAAUCACCCGGAGGAGAAGUCUGGUGACUCGUGACAAAUGAAGCUCAUGUUGUCGUCCUCCGGGGGCAGCUGUCCACUCCUGUCUGACCCACAGAAGAAGAACCCGCAGAAGUCCAACCACCACCUCCUGUGGCUGAUGAGCCUAAUCCCCUCCCCACAAGGGUUGUAGGUUCAACCCGGAUUUAUGCUUCUCCGUCAACUUGACGCAGAGGGAACAAUGUGGUUGUUUACUUUCUUUUAAAGUUCUGCAUUGAGUUUUUUGAAUCCCUGUUCCUUCUUAAAAUUGUUAUUUGUUGCUGUUGGCAACUUGCCGUGU
Messenger RNA from Cololabis saira (Pacific saury), 1773 nucleotides. Its product is annotated as zinc finger protein OZF-like. The transcript has 2 exons. Lineage: Eukaryota; Metazoa; Chordata; Actinopteri; Beloniformes; Belonidae. Gene Ontology annotation, molecular function: DNA-binding transcription factor activity; RNA polymerase II cis-regulatory region sequence-specific DNA binding. Gene Ontology annotation, biological process: regulation of transcription by RNA polymerase II. The coding region runs from base 201 to 1427 and encodes 408 amino acids. The record is from RefSeq and is a predicted model, not a curated record.